Caretta caretta (loggerhead turtle) is the source of this 2632-nucleotide messenger RNA. Its product is annotated as ras-related protein Rab-39B-like. Gene Ontology annotation, molecular function: GTP binding; GTPase activity. NCBI's taxonomy places the organism in Eukaryota, Metazoa, Chordata, Testudines, Cheloniidae. The record is from RefSeq and is a predicted model, not a curated record.
CACUCGGCUCCAGGCUCCUUGCUGCUCACAGGCUUGUCCUGCUGGGAUACUCCGGAUGGAUUCACUCUGGCACUACCAGUUCCGCAUUAUCAUGCUGGGGGACUCGACGGUGGGAAAGUCGUCCCUGCUGAAGUGUUACACCGAGGGCGCCUUCCUCGACUCCAUCAACCAGACGGUGGGGGUGGAUUUCUACGUCCAGUUUGUGGAGCUGGAGCCCGGGCUCCGGAUCAAGCUGCAGUUCUGGGACACGGCCGGGCAGGAGCGAUUCAGGUCAGUGACUCGCUCGUACUACCGCAACUCCGCUGGGGCAGUGCUGAUGUUUGACCUGACCAACCGAGCAUCCUUUGAGAGUAUCAAGGAGUGGCAUCAGGAGGUGACAGACACGGUGAAACCUUUUCACGUGGUCUUUGUGCUGGUUGGGCACAAGAGUGACCUGGUGCCGCAGCGCCAGGUUGAGCGAAAGGAGGCCGAGAAGCUGGCUUCCUCACUGGGGGCAAAGUAUAUAGAGACAUCCGCUAAAAGCAACAGCAACGUGGAUGAUGCCUUCCAGCUGCUGACCUUGGAGAUCUAUGAAGCUGUGAAGGCAGGGGUGCUGAGCCCAAACAAGGAUUGGGAUGGGGUGAAAAGCAGACUGCCACCCACAGAGGAGCCCAAAGUACAGAACCUGGGAAAACAAGAGAAGCAGAAGAAGUGCUCAUGCUAGCCAGACAUUGUAGACUAAGAAGCCAGAGUGAGCUACCAUCACUCACCUUCCCGUAUGAGACUUGGCUGCCAGGCAGGACUAUAUGCAAGGACAGUCACAAUAGCCUCUUCUAACAGGCUAGUAGUUCCCGCUAACCUCUCCCAGCAAAGGCAACAAACAGAACUGGAACGGGUAAUGUUUCCAUCCACUCAUGUUCAAAGGCUGCAGGGUUACACAGCACCCUUUGUGCUUGGAGGAAAUUCCAAAUAGGAAUCCAAUGGUCUAAGCACUGGAAAAGUCUGGAAUUUACACUUGGAUACAAAGUUAAAUACAUUUUAUUCAUAUUUCUGGUUGCCUUUAGCAUUAAAGUUAGAACAAUAAACAUGCCAAUAAAAAUGGCAAGUGUCCCCCAAGUGGUAUAAACAGUGACACUAGACCCAGGAGGUGCCUGCAGAUUCGGAGGAUUUAGAAUCUCCAUGGAUGCUGCAUUUGCUACAGACUAAACAUUCUUCCAGCUGUCCUGGUUGUGAAGCACUUCCCAGCAUUGGUGUUCAGCUUGGAGUCUACAGAGUCACCCAGCAACAGCAUCUAAAGCACCCCCAGCUUCUCCCAUUCUCAUCAAUGCGGCUCGUCGUUUUAAAACCCUCAAGUUAUCAUUAAGCGGUGUUUUGCUGCAGGUUGUCCUGCCCGAAACAUCCAGCCACCACGUCCCUCUCAGGUCACUGGACUUCCUCUUCACUUGAAAGGGCAUGGCCUAGGAACAAGGCUGUAAGUUUCGAAUAUGAAAACAGUCACUCUAUUCGGGAAAAGCAGCUUCCCUCUCAGGCCUUAGAUUUAGCAAUCUGGUUCUAGGGCAACAGGACUGGCUAUUCCCGCAGGCUGUGUUCUUGUGACUACGCAGGAUACUGAAAUGCCUUCAAGACAGAACAGGAUAGCUUUCACCUCCAGGUUACUGGUUAGAAUCCAGACCAUGCUGAUAGUUUAAAAAACAAAUAAAACAAAAAACUAGGCUCUGUUGGCUUUUUAGGUGACCACUAUAAGAAAUGAAUUGGGCAGGUCUCCAACCAGUUUCCAGACCAGACUGUGGUACCCAAACUUGACGUUCCAUCCGUUCACUUCACAACAAUUUAAGAAAGUGGCACAUGAACCAAUGAAGUUUGGGAUCCAGUUUUAAACCACAUCAUAAAGAACCAUCUCUACAACUGGCCCCUACAAUGGUAGUCUCAGUGGAAAGACCAGUUAUUAGCUGGGCACGGAGAAUGGAUGACAUGCAUACUUACGAGUGUGAAUCCCCAUUUUGGAAGGACCGUGUCAGGUACCAGAAUGGCAGUUUAGGACACUGCCUAUGCUGUCAAUAAGAGUUCAGUUAUGAAGUUAACCAGUCUCAGCAGGAUUCUUGCAAAAUCCCCCCCCUUACUGCAAUAAACACGCUUUGUAUAGGUUUACAUUUUAAUGUUUUUAGACAGUGUGUACGGAGAGAUUUGGCAAACCAGUGAAGUGCCUGAAACCACUAUUGCAAGCGUUCUCAAACUGGGGGUCGGGAGGUUAUUACAUGGGGGAUCAUAAGCAAGUCUCCAGCCCAAACCCCGCUUUGCAUCCAGCAUUUAUAAUAGUGUUAAAUAUAUAUAUAAAAAAAAAUUAAUUUAUAAGGGGGGGGUCACACUCAGAGGCUUGCUAUUUGAAAGGGGUCACCAGUACAAAAGUUUGAGAACCAACACACUGUUGCUUAUUGCUAAAAGUUAUCGAGUCAGCAGGCCAUAAAUUGGUCAUGCAGCGGCCUUAGCAUAACCAAGGCAGGAGGGAAGGGAGUUCUGGGUGCCACAGACAGGGCAGCUUGACCCCAUGUCCUUCCUGCUAAGAAUGUUGAAAUUGCUGAUAUAUGUAUUUUAGAAAAACAGGAAGUCUGUCUGUAUGUGCCUCCGGGAAUGUUUGUCAAGGCCCCAAGGUAUG